UAUGGCUGUUCUGAGAGGAACGUCGGUUCUCCGGUGCUUGGUUCUCUUCUGGUGCUUCCUCCUUCCUGUGGAGGUCAUCAGUUGGCCAGCCUCACAGCAGCUUCCGCAGUCUCUGCGACCGGGGACCCCGCGACCGGCGCCGGUCCGGCAGAACCUGUCAGAGAGCGUCGAGAGCAAAGUGGAACGUUUGGGUCAGGCCUUCAGACAGAAAGUUCGCCUCCUCCGGGAGCGCAGCGGUCGGCUCGACCUGGUGUUUCUCGUGGACGAAUCCUCCAGCGUCGGGGCGGCUAAUUUUCAGAGCGAACUUCGGUUUGUGCGCAAGCUGCUGUCGGACUUUCCCGUGUCGCCCGAGCACACUAGAGUGGCAGUGGUCACAUUCUCGUCCAAGACUCACGUGGUGACCCGCGUGGACUACAUCUCGGCUCCGCGAUCCCAUCAGCAUAAAUGCUCACUGUUCAACAAGGAGAUCCCAGCCAUCACCUACCGUGGUGGGGGCACCUUUACCAGAGGUGCCUUCCAACGGGCUGCACACAUCCUGCGUAACUCCAGGGAGAAUGCGACGAAAGUCAUCUUCCUCAUCACCGAUGGCUACUCUAACGGCGGAGACCCGCGGCCUGUCGCGGCGGCUCUUCGGGAGAGAGGGGUGGAAAUAUUCACCCUGGGAAUUUGGCAGGGGAACAUCCGUGAGCUACACGACAUGGCCUCUCACCCUAAAGACCAGCACUGUUACCUCGUCCACAAUUUCGCCGAAUUUGAAGCGCUGGCCCGACGAGCACUACAUGAAGAUCUCCCCACUGGAAGUUACAUACUGGAGGAUCAAUCCCGGUGCUCUUCCCUGUGUGAGGCAGGCAGAGACUGCUGUGAUCUGAUGGCGAGCUGCAAAUGUGGCACACACACAGGCCAGUACGACUGCAUCUGUGAAAAAGGACACUACGGCAAGGGACUGCAGCACGAGUGCACAGCAUGUCCGGCGGGAACGUAUAAGCCAGAGGCGACACCUGGGGGUCUGGGUACCUGUCUCCCCUGCCCUGAUCCAAACCACACCUCUCUGCCAGGCAGCACCACUCCCUCAGACUGUGUCUGCAUGCAGGGAUACAGACUGCUCAACAACACCUGCCAAGUGGUAGAGUGUCCAGUGCUAACUCCUCCAGAGAACGGUUUCUUCAUCCAAAACGUUUGUAAUAACCAGUACAACUCGGCCUGCGGCGUGCGCUGUCUGCCAGGCUUCGACCUGCGAGGCAGCAGCAUCAGACUCUGCCAGCCUGAUGGGACAUGGUCUGGAUCAGAACCCAGCUGCAGCGUGCGCUCAUGUCCAACGCUCCCUACAAUGCGGCAUGGAUGGCUGAACUGUUCAAAGAAUGGCUCCCCCAACAGGCAGGAGUGUGAAGUGCACUGUGAAAAAGGUUACAGGCUGGAAGGCAGGGCCAGACUCACCUGUCAGGCUAAUUCUCAGUGGAGCAGACCCCUACCACGGUGUGUGGAGGUGCGGUGUCCUCCCAUAGGCACUCUGAGACACAGAUCCUUUGUCGCCCCUGACUGUGGAGAGGGGGUGGUGAGGAGUGGAACCACCUGCAAGUUAACCUGCUUACGAGGUUACCGUCUCCAUGGCGACCCACUGGUGCACUGUCUGCCCUCUGGAGAUUGGAGUGAGAACCUACAUAAAGCCACAUGCACAGAUUCGGAGCCUCCGUGGAUUCAGUGCCCAGGCGACGUUGUCACGGAAACGGACAAGCGUCAAGGUUCCGCCAACAUCACUCUAAACGCGCCCAGUUUGCGGGACAACUCUGGCGAAGAGGUGGUGGUUCAGGUGACGCCCAUCCUAAGCCCCGCCCAGCCCUUUCCCAUUGGACAAGAGUUGAUCACUUACACGGCCACAGAUCGGGCAGGAAACAAGGCCAGUUGUUCUUUCACUGUUACAGUAAUAGAUAUGGAGCCUCCUUUGAUUGACAGGUGUCGGUCCCCACCCGCCAUCCAGGCCACAGACACAGAGACCGCUGUUUUCUGGGAGGAGCCGGAGUUUUCCGACAAUACAGGUGCUCAGUUAAAUAUCUCCAGCACCCAUUCCUCUGGGUCUCUGUUCCCUGUCGGAGAGACUGUGGUCUACUACACGGCCAACGACCCAUCCGGCAACAGCCGCACGUGUGAGCUCGUCAUCACUGUCCAAGGCUCAACGUGUGAUCAGCCGUUUGUGCCGGUGAACGGCAAUUUCUCCUGCAGAGAGGAGGAUGAGGGUGUGAACUGCACCCUCGUCUGUAAAGAUGGCUACAGUCUUGCUCAGGAUGCUGUUCGCAGCUAUUUCUGUGCCAAUAACGGGGUGUGGAUUCCAUCCCGAGCUAACGACAGACCAGACUGCUCCCUCAAUAGAAUUGCCAACAAUGGAUUCAAACCCUUUGAGGUGCUUUUCAAAGCCUCACGAUGUGAUGAUGUGGACCUGCUCAAGUCCUUCACUGGGGAGUUUUCCACAACUAUGGGAGAUACGGUCCCUAACAUCUGCAGUGGAGAUGACAUUGCCUGUAAACUAGAAGUGCUUUCACAGGGACAGUGCCUUGAGUACAACUAUGAUUAUGAAAAUGGAUUUGCCAUUGGUCCCGGAGGGUGGGGCAGUAAUUGGGGCUCUCAGAACGGCCAGGACUACGCCUACUUUGACUCUGGCUUCGCCACAGACCGACAGCCUCUACAGAGAGACGAUCCAUCCCGACAUAACCCGCACCUGAGAGCCAAAAGACAUCGCAAGAUUACAGGCCCAACCCGAGACCAGAAGAUUCAGAUCCUCUUCAACAUAACAGCAAGCAUUCCACUGCCAUUGGCCAGGAACGACUCAGUGGAGGUGACCAAUCAGAAACGGUUGCUGAGGACCCUGGAGCAGCUGACCAAUAGGCUGAAGAGGACUUUGAGCAAGCAGCCACUCUCCACAUUCCAUGUGGCAUCUGAGAUGAUUGUGGCUGACCCCAAAUCUCUGGAGAGCAAGAAGGCCUCGCUUUACUGUAGGCCCGGCUCAGUGCUCAAAGGCAGAAUGUGUGUCCAGUGUCCGGUAGGGACGUACUACUCUCUGGAAUAUGCUGAGUGUGAGAGCUGUUGGAGAGGGUCUUAUCAGGAUGAGGAAGGCCAGCUGGAGUGCAAAACCUGUCCCGAUGGAUAUUCCACUGCCUAUCUGCACUCUCGCAGCCUGUCUGAGUGUAAAGCACAGUGCCAGCCGGGCACGUCAUCCGUCAGUGGUCUGGAGACAUGCGAGUCAUGCCCACUUGGGCAGUACCAACCUGGAUUUGGUUCCAGAUCCUGCCUGCCCUGCCCUGAACACACCUCCACGGUGAACAGGGGUUCUGUGGAUGAGACUGAGUGUGGAGUGCCCUGUUCUGCGGGACAUUUUUCUCGCACGGGUCUGGUACCUUGCUACCCCUGUCCCAGAGACUACUAUCAGCCAGAGGAGGGGCGCUCCUACUGCCUGUCCUGUCCGUUCUAUGGCACAACCACGGUGACAGGGGCUAAAGCCAUACAGCAAUGCUCCACCUUUGGCUCCAGUUUCCUAUCUAAAGAGGAGAGUGUAACGACAGCUCCUGAAGUGUUGGUGAGAGAGGACUACCAGGCCAGUAGCCAGGUGUUUCACGAGUGUUUCCUUAACCCGUGUCAGAACAAGGGCACGUGCGAAGAGGUGGGGGUCGGAUAUAUCUGCACCUGUCCGCCGGGGUUCACAGGCGCGAAGUGCGAGAACGAUAUCGAUGAGUGCGAGUCGUUGCCGUGCCUGAAUGGAGGGCUUUGCACAGAUGGCAUGGGAGAUUUCCAGUGUCACUGCCAGCCUGGUUUUGUAGGUUUGGUCUGUGAGGCGGAGGUUAACGAGUGCAGCUCUUCACCCUGUCUGAAUGAUGGAGUGUGCGUGGACGAGGUCAAUCAUUUUACCUGCAGCUGCACCGAAGGCUUCACAGGUACACGUUGUGAAUUAGAGAUUGAUGAAUGUGUCUCCAGUCCCUGUCAGAAUGAAGGAAUUUGCAAGGACUUGGAGGGGGGUUACUCUUGCAUCUGCACACAUGGCUUCACUGGUGACAACUGUGAGAUAAAUACCGAUGAGUGUCAUAGCGCCCCCUGCCUGAACGGAGGUGUCUGUAUUGAUGGAGUGGAUGAUUUCAGGUGUGAGUGUGCCAGUGGGUACAGAGGACGACUGUGCCAGGUUGAUGUGGAUGAAUGUGACCCUAACCCAUGUAUGAAUGGCGCCACCUGCCAGGAUGGCCCAGGCUACUACACCUGCCAGUGCCCUCCUGGGUUCAACGGAACCAGGUGUGAGACAGAGAUGUCCCCCGCCUUUAACAUGGACUUUGAAGUCUCUGGUAUCCACGGUUACGUGAUGAUGGACGGGGUCAUGCCCUCUCUGACGCAGAUCACAUGCACAUUUUGGAUGAGGUCCUCAGACACUAUGAACUACGGCACACCUGUCUCAUACGCAGUAGAGGGCGGAAGUGACAACGCUUUUCUGCUCAUUGACUACAACGGUUGGGUGCUUUACGUGAACGGUAAAGAGAGGAUCACGGACUGCCCUGCCGUGAAUGACGGGCGGUGGCACCAUAUCGGUGUGUCUUGGCGCAGCACGGACGGCGACUGGAGAGUUUACAUCGACGGAAGCCCCUCGGACGGAGGGAAGGGUCUUUCGGUCGGCACUACCAUCCCAGGAGGUGGCGCUCUAGUUCUGGGACAGGAUCAGGACCAGCGAGGAGAGGGUUUCAACCCUGUGGAGUCGUUUGUAGGCUCCCUCAGUCAGCUGAACAUCUGGAACUAUGUUCUCACCCCACAGCAGAUCAGAUCUCUGGCUACCAGCUGUCCAGAGGAACUCCUAAGAGGCAAUGUGUUUGCUUGGCCUGAUUUCCUCAGAGGGGUCAUAGGCAGGGUCAAGACCAGCUCCAAGAGUAUGUUCUGCUCAGACUGCCCUCUGCUGGAGACUGCCGUUCCUAAUCUGCGCGUGUCCAGUCAGGCUGUAAGUCCUGGAGCUCAGGUCCAGCUUUCCUGUGAUCCUGGAUUCUACCUGGUGGGGGAGCCAGUGCAGCAGUGCCAGAACCGGGGUGAAUGGAGUCAUGCCUUGCCACGGUGUGAACGUGUUAACUGUGGUGCCCCCCCUCCUCUGGAGCAUGGCUUUUACCAGGGGAAAGAUUUUUAUGCUGGGAAUUCAGUGGUUUACCAGUGUAAGCCUGGUUUCUACCUACUGGGAGAGGCUAAGAUGUUGUGUGCUAACAGUGGGAAGUGGGCUGGCAACCCUCCCGCCUGUCUGGAUGUGGAUGAAUGUGCAUUAGGAUCUGACUGUGAUGAACACGCCAGCUGCCAAAACACGGACGGUUCACAUAUCUGCACAUGUAUAUACCCCUACAGUGGAGAUGGGAAGAACUGCACAGAACCUGUGAAAUGUAAAGAUCCUGGUUUCCCAGAGUUUGGUCACCGUGACGGCAGCAACUUUAUCAUGGGCAGUGAGGUGGUGUUCUCCUGUGAGGAAGGCUAUGAGCUGAUUGGCUCAUCCCGUAUGGCCUGUUCUGACUCAGGAACUUGGGAAGGAACAUACCCUCACUGCAGAGCUCUCUCUUGUAAACCGCCUAAAGUCCCAGAAUAUGGAAUCAUGAAGGGGACAAACUUCACAUUCAGAAGCAAGGUGACUUUCAGCUGUAAGGAGGGGUAUAUACUCAAAGGUUCGCUAGAAAGCCACUGCCAGGCUAACAUGAAGUGGACUUCACUGCCUCCUGUCUGUCAGCCUGUAACCUGUGGCGAGCCCCCCGCAGUGGACUAUGCUGACUUCACCCUCAGUGGCAAAGUCUAUUUGUCCACUGUGACAUACGCUUGCACCGAGGGAUACCGACUGCAGGGGUCUGGGGAACUGAGAUGUGAGGCAUCUGGACAGUGGACCACUCCUGCCCCUGUUUGUACAAGUGUUCACUGUGGGACUCCUCCUCCCCUGAAGGAUGCCGCGAUCAAGGGGGAUAAUUUCACUUUGGGCUCCCAGGUGCAUUAUGUCUGCAGAGAUGGAUAUACCCUGCUUGGUUCAGAGACUCAGGUGUGUCUCCCAAGUGGUGAAUGGAGCAAGAACCCUGCCCAGUGUGUGCCUCGCUCUUGUGGUCCACCACCCCCUAUAGACCAUGCCAUCUCUGAGUCUGGGCACCAGCUCUUUGGUGACACUGCCUUCUACUUCUGCAACGAUGGCUAUAUAACUGGUAACAACACCAAGAUGCUUUGUAAUGCCCAGGGGGAGUGGGCACCACCUGAUGGCCAGGAAAUACCACACUGCAUCGCCAACUUCUGUCAACGUCCACCUGAUCUUCCACAUGCUAUACUGGCUUCCACCAAAAAGAUUAAGUAUGCUAGCAACACAGAAGUGAGCUACAAAUGUGAAGAGGGCUUUGUGCUCAAUUCUACAGCAACACUGAAAUGCAUGGUGGGAGGUGAGUGGGUGCCCUCGCCAUUUGAAGUGGGUUGCAUGCCCGUCAGAUGCUCCAAGCCAGAGAGCAUUGAGAAGGGAUAUGUCAGUGGGACCAACUUUAGCUUCGGAGCUGUGGUUGCCUAUAGCUGUGACAAGGGCUAUUAUAUAAAGGGAGAAAAGAGAAGGACCUGUAUGGCCAAUGGAGAGUGGGAUGGAGUCCUGCCCACCUGCCAGCCUAUUGCAUGUUCUAACCCUUCUGAAGUGACCAAUGGUUUCAUUGAGGAACCACGAAAAAACAAAAGCCACUACGUGUUCAACAGUAAAGUGAGGUAUGCGUGCAAACCUGGUUACCGGCUCUUUGGGAAAGCUGAACGUGUAUGUCAGGCUAAUAAACAGUGGUCCAGUCCCCCGGUCUGCACGCUCCUAAUCUGUCCCACCCCACCUGACAUCAAGCACGGACAUUACCGUGGCUCUAACUUUGAGGUUGGCAGUAAGGUGGAGUAUAUCUGCGAUGAAGGCUAUAACUUGACAGAAGAGGCCGAGUGGACGUGUCAAGAGAGCGGAGAAUGGGACAAGAGUAAAACUCCUCGCUGCUUGCCACUCAAGUGUCCUGAUCCCCCUGUGGAGGAGAAUCAUCUGGUAAUACGUGGCCAAGACACCGAUUCGGGUACAGUGGAGCUGUCUUGUGAAGAUGGCUAUGUUCUGCACGGGGCCCGCACGCUCCGCUGCACGCCGUCUCAAGAGUGGAAUGACUCCUUCCCUGUAUGCAAGCAAGUUUUCUGUGGGCCUCCUCCACAGGUGUCCUUUGGCGACCCUUCGUCAACUUCCUCCUACUUUGGUAGUGUAGUGACCUACUCCUGCAUGGAUGGUUUCACCCUUAAGAGAGAGUCCUUCGUCAGCUGCCAGGCAGAUGGUCGAUGGAGCCGUCCUCACCCAGAGUGCAUUCCUGUGGAGUGUCCACAGCCUGAGGAGAUUCCGAAUGGCAUUGUAGAUGUUCAAGGCCUCAUGUACUUCAGCACUGCCCGCUAUAGCUGCAGGCCUGGGUAUGACCUAGUGGGUAAUGCUACAGUGCUUUGCGGCCAUAGUGGAGUCUGGAUUGGAGGAGUGCCCGCCUGCCGACCUAUUCAGUGUCCUGCUCCCGAAGAAAUUCCCAAUGGUUCAGCUCAGUACUCACGGCUUGAGUUUAGUCGUUCCAUUACCUAUUCCUGCAACAGGGGCUAUCGCCUCCAGGGAUCAGAGACCCUCACUUGUCUGGAGAAUGGCAUCUGGGACAAGCCCCCUCCGACCUGUGUGCAGAUCUACUGUUCUCCUCCCAAACCUAUUGCCAAUGGCUUUGUGGAAGGAUUGGACCACAAAUUUGGUUCCACUAUUUUCUACAGUUGCAUUCCAGGCUUCCUGCUGAUUGGACAGAAUCACUUGACAUGUGAGGAGAAUGGCUGGUCUAGCUCAGAACCAGUCUGCGCACUGGCCGAAUGUGGCUUGCCACCGCAUAUCGACUUUGGUGAGUACAUAAAGAUCCUUGACCCUUCUGAGUUGGCCAGAGGAGGGAAGCCCACAGACAGAUCCUCAUCAGUAGACACCAGCUUUCUGCAUGGCGCGCUGGUCAUGUACCGCUGUCAUGGUGGGUAUGAGAUGAAUGGUGGGGUUACACUUAUGUGCCAGGAGGAUGGAACGUGGAAUGGAACUGCUCCCAUGUGUGUACCUGCAGAAUGUGAGACACCACCCAGCCCAGAACAUGGCUCAGUGACGGUAACAGACACAGCCUUAGGCAGCCUGGUGGAGUACAGCUGUGAGGAAGGUUAUGAACUAGACGGGCAGACUGUUCGCCAGUGUAUCUCUGGACGCCAGUGGAGCGAUGUGCCACCUCGCUGCGUUCCAGUGUCCUGUGGCGACCCAGGUGGAAUUCUUAAUGGCAAAGUACUAGGAGAUUUUUUCCAAUUCCAGGGAGUGAUCCAGUAUGAGUGCCAUGAUGGAUUUGUCCUACAGGGUGGUGUCAAGAGGACUUGCCAAGCAGAUGGAAAAUGGGAUGGUAAGGCACCGUGGUGCAAGCCUGUGGACUGUGGACCUCCUGUUGUCUCAAGUGAUAUUUCGGUGGCAGGAGAGGACUACACUUUCAACAAGCGACUUUUGUUUAGCUGCAGGACUGGCUUCAGCCUGCAAGGAGAGUCCACCAGCGUUUGCCAGGCUAAUGGAAUGUGGAGCCAUACCUCCACAGUGUGCCGUCCAACGAACUGUGGUCGACCACCAGCCAUCACUAAUGGACGAGUCACAGGGACAGAUUAUGGCUACAAUAGCAAAGUGACAUAUGAGUGUGAUGUGGGCUACACCUUAACAGGAAAUCCAACGCUGGUGUGCAGGAGUGAUGGGCUUUGGGAUGACCCCCCACCGCGAUGUGACAUAGUUACCUGCGACCCGCCUGAGGACAUCAGUCAUGGCUAUUUGAAUGGCUCAAGCUUCAACUUUGACGAUGUUGUGGAGUACAUUUGUUUCCCAGGCUACGAGAUUGUGGGCAGCGCAUUUCUGCGUUGUACAGAAGAAGGCGUCUGGGUCGGGCAGGUUCCAGAGUGCCGACCCUGCGUGUGUAGCCCGCCAGUGCUUAAGUUCGGGGCCGUGCUGGGUCGGGACCACACCUGCGGGGCAAGUGUAUGGUUCCGUUGCGAUGAGGGCUACACCACGCUUGGGCCUGCAGAGGCAGUGUGUCAGAAGGGUGGCAUCUGGAGCCCAGGAGUGCCCAUAUGCAGCAGGGGAAAAUGCUCUACCUCUCCUCCUAACAUACCCAACGCCGUCAUACAAGGUAGCAGCGCUUUUGCUCUAGAUACGGUCACAUACGUGUGCAGGCCAGGAUACCAUAUGAGGGGCUUCCCUCACCUUAGCUGUGGAAGGGCUGGGCGUUGGGCACAACCUCGUCUCUACUGUGAGCCAGCGUCCUGUGGAACUCCCCCGAUCAUCCCAAACGCGAAGGUUGUUGGAAAUAGAUUCACAUACGGCAGCCGUGUCCAAUACAGGUGUAUAGAUGGUUUUGAGCUUGCCACUCAAACAGAUUCACUCAGUUGUCAGAGUGAUGGUACCUGGUCCACACACAGUGUCAGAUGUCAACCGCAGCCAUGCAGUCUCCCUGCCAACCUGACUGAUCUCAUCAUAACAGGAGAUCAGCUAACACCUGUAGGGGGCACUGUUACUCUUUCUUGUAGACCAGGGCUCUUACUGGAAGGACCAGAACUGUCUGAAUGUGGGCUCGGUGGGAUCUGGUCUCCAAGCUUCUCCUCGAGCUCCUGUGUGUCUGUUGUCUGUGAAAAGCCCAACCCUGUCCUCCAUGGCAACGUCGAAGGUGAAAGCUACAAUUAUGGGGACAUGAUUAUGUAUACAUGUCUUCCUGGGUUUGAACUACAGGGUGACUCUGUACGGAUAUGUCAGGAUGAUAAAACCUGGACUGGAGUCCGGCCAGUGUGUGUUGCAGUCUCGUGUGGACCACCACCACUGGUGCAGAAUGCUGUUGCCCAGACAGUGGGGAAGGCAUACGGAGACAUCGUCAGCUAUGAGUGCAAACCAGGGUUUCAUCUGAAUGGUCAAAAUACACUCACUUGCCAAGCUGAUGGUACAUGGAGUUUGCCAACUCCAGUUUGUGAGGUUCCUAGCAGCUGUGAGAGCCCUGAGGACUUUUUGGGAGGAAAGGUGCAGGAACGUAAUCUCGGCAGCGGGAGAGCUCUUGAGUUUCUCUGUGAUAAGGGCUACACUCUACAGGGAGAGUCACUGGUUGUUUGCAUGGGCAAUGGCUCCUGGAGCUCAGCCUUCCCUGUCUGCACACCCAAGUCCUGUCCCCCUCCUCCAGGCUGGUCGGAGGACAGGAACAACGCCUCUCAGACAGUUUUCUUGGUCGGCCAAUCAGUUCCCAUCAGAUGUCCAAAAGGUCACCAGGCCAAAGGCACAGUCACCAUAACCUGCAGGAGCGAUCAGACAUGGAGCUCUGUCAGCGGAGUAUGUGAAAGGGUGUCCUGCGGCCCGCCCCUCCAUGUGGCCAAUGGGGUGGUGCGAGGGGCGGUCUUCCAGUUUGGGGAUGUGGCGCUGUACUCCUGUUUCAGAGGGUACAACAUGGAAGGCAGCAGCAGAAGUGUGUGUCUAGAGAAUGGGACAUGGACUCCGCCUCCCACCUGCAGAGCUUUGUGUUGGCUACAAUGCCAAAACGGAGGUGUGUGUCAGAGGCCUAAUACAUGCUCCUGUCCUGAGGGUUGGAUGGGUCGUCUGUGUGAAGAACCGAUCUGCAUCCUGCCGUGUUUGAAUGGGGGACGCUGUGUUGCACCAUAUCAGUGUGAGUGCCCUACAGGCUGGACAGGCACACGUUGCCACAGUGCUGUCUGCUCCUCACCCUGUUUGAAUGGGGGCAGGUGUAUCAGGCCAAAUCGGUGUCACUGCAGCCCUGGCUGGAGUGGGCACGACUGCUCCAGGAAAAGAAAAUCUGGAUAUUUUCAUUUUUAAGAAGCCACUCAAAGAAGUUCUGUCCUCUCAAGUGAUGGUUUCCGCAGCCAUGUCACAGAUUUGCAGACAAGGUGUUUUCUCUCUUCCCCAGAAAAAAUCCAAAUAAAUGUUUUGUAAAAUAAAGCUGUAUUUUUUCAUAUAGAAAUUAAACAGUGUUAAUUAAAUAUAUGCUGCUA
Messenger RNA from Chanos chanos (milkfish), 11034 nucleotides. RefSeq names its product sushi, von Willebrand factor type A, EGF and pentraxin domain containing 1 (gene svep1). Lineage: Eukaryota; Metazoa; Chordata; Actinopteri; Gonorynchiformes; Chanidae. Gene Ontology annotation, molecular function: calcium ion binding. The record is from RefSeq and is a predicted model, not a curated record.